AUGAAAUUCUCUCUGAAACUCCCUGAUAAUCAAGACCACAAAUCCCCAAUCGUAAAGGGGAAACUCCCAAUCACCAUGUUCAAUCAACCCUUCACUUCCUCUUUCACUUCCGCCAUUAAUUCCUCUUCCGACCUCUCCUUUUCCCUUUCCACUAAUUUCCCUUCCGGCCCUUGUUUGAAGCUCACUUACUCUCCUCUACCGCCCUCUUCUUCCGCCGCCUCCACGACUUGUCCGUUUACUCUCUCUCUCAAAUCUGGGUUAGGGCUUUUUGGCUCACCGGAGGAUUCUCCUCUUGUGUUUUCGUCUCGAUUUUCUCUUUCCCUUACGAAACCCUUUGUUCCCACUUUCUCUCUUCUCUUCAAACCCCAAUUUGGUCAUUUUUGUCUCAAGAAGAGUACUGUUUCGAGCGUUAAUGAUCGGUUUUCUGUGUUUCAACCCAACGAUGGGGUUCGCUUGGAUUCUGGGUCGGAUUCGAAUCCGAAAUUUGGUAAUGGGUUUGCUGUAGAUGAAUCGAUGGGAUGGCAGGAGCUGAAGCUUGAGAGUAGUAGUAGCAGCCAUGGUUCUCAGGAGGAGUUUGGAGGAAUUCAGAAACGUUUGGCUGAGACGAAAAGCAUUAGUGAUAGUGUUUUGUCUGGUGUUGCUGUAAUGGCAAGAACGGCCAUUCCUGUUACUAACCGGAUGGCUGUGAAUUUCCGGUGGGGGAUGAAUUUUCCGACGAAUCCGGUGCUGAAAAUGCCAUUUCUAACUGUGAAUAAGAUAUCAGUGGAGAGAGUGGAAGAGGAGAAGGAAGAGAAGAAGAAGAAGAAGAAAAGAGGGGAGGACCAAGGGGGAGAUGUGGAAUUGUUGAAGGGUAUGUUGUUUUGGAUGAAGAAUGAUGUGGAAAGUUUGGAGAAAGAGAAUAGAGAGAUGAAGCAACUUCUAGAGGAGAUAAAGCUUGGAAGUGUGGCUAAUAGGGCUGCACCAUCUUCUGGUUCGAGCUAUGGCGAUGUCGUCGAGCCAUGGAGGAGGGAAGAAAGCAAGUCCAAGAACAGUAGGAAUGGUGGACAAGAAAAUGAUUGGAGGAAAAAGAAGAGUUCUGAAGAAGAGAACGAGGGUAAGAACAGCAGGAAAGGCCAUCGUUCCACGAAUCGAGUGAACGAAGUUGAAUCCGAAUUGGAGAGAGCUAUCAAGGCUGCUUCCCAAGCCAAGGCUUGA
This is a messenger RNA of Cucurbita maxima (winter squash), 1194 nucleotides long. RefSeq lists its product as uncharacterized. Lineage: Eukaryota; Viridiplantae; Streptophyta; Magnoliopsida; Cucurbitales; Cucurbitaceae. The record is from RefSeq and is a predicted model, not a curated record. The transcript has a single exon. The coding region runs from base 1 to 1194 and encodes 397 amino acids.